AUGAAUGAGGACAAUCAUUCUUUGACAACUGAGUUUAUCCUCACAGGAUUUAUGGAUCAUCCAGAUCUGAAGCCCCUUCUGUUCAUGGUGUUCUUUAUAGUCUAUCUGGUCACCAUGGUGGGAAAUCUUGGUUUGGUUGCACUGAUUAUCAUGGAGCACCGUCUUCACACACCAAUGUACAUCUUUCUGGGCAACCUGGCACUGAUGGAUUCCUGCUGUUCUAGUGCCAUUACCCCAAAAAUGUUGGAGAACUUCUUUUCAAAAGACAGAAUUAUUUCUCUCAGUGAAUGCAUGGCACAAUUUUAUUUCUUCUGCUUUGCUGAAACUGCAGACUGCUUUCUCCUGGCUGUAAUGGCCUAUGAUCGCUAUGUGGCCAUAUGCUGUCCACUGCAGUACCAUACGAAGAUGUCAAAGCAAGUGUGCAUUUGGAUGAUCAUAGGAGUAUACAUAGCUGGGAACCUGCAUUCAAUGAUUCACGUGGGACUUCUGUUUAGAUUAACCUUCUGUAGAUCUCAUCAAAUCAACCACUUUUUUUGUGACAUUAUUCCAUUAUACAGACUGUCUUGUGUAGACCCUUACAUCAACGAAAUGAUGGUAGUUAUUUUUGGAGAGUCAAUUCAAAUCUUCACUGUUUCAAUAGUUUUAAUAUCUUAUCUUUGCAUCCUUUUCACAAUUUUCAAAAUGAAAUCCAGAGAGGGAAGAAGGAAAGCUUUAUCUACGUGUGCAUCUCACUUUUUCUCUAUCAUAAUAUUUUAUGGUUCUCUUCUUUUCAUGUACAUUUUGCCACAUUCAGUUAACAAAGGAGAAAAAGAUAUUCCAAUUGCUAUUUUUUAUACUCUGAUAAUUCCUUUAUUGAAUCCUUUUAUCUAUAGUCUACGAAAUAAGGAAGUAAUGAAUACUCUGACAAGAAUUAUAAAAAGAAAAUCUCACAACCUUACAGAAACAAUCUCAUCCCCAUGA
Molecule: messenger RNA, 960 nt
Organism: Elephantulus edwardii (Cape elephant shrew)
Lineage: Eukaryota; Metazoa; Chordata; Mammalia; Macroscelidea; Macroscelididae
Product: olfactory receptor 5K3-like
Exons: 1
Coding region: 1-960 (319 amino acids)
Biological process (GO): G protein-coupled receptor signaling pathway; sensory perception of smell
Cellular component (GO): membrane
Molecular function (GO): olfactory receptor activity; odorant binding; G protein-coupled receptor activity
Source: RefSeq, a predicted model, not a curated record